UCAAACUGAAGAUGAGUAAAUAAUAACAGAAUACAUUUUUUUGGGCUGUACUAUUACUUUAAUCACAGCUUUAUUCCACCUCACUGUUAGUUCGACCACAAAUUGGCUUUAAUUUGAUUUUCUCUCCGUUCUUUUUUAUUUCUCUAUUUCUCCUUCAACUUCACAUGUUUUUAAAAUGCCUUGUUCUGUCACGAUCCCCCUCUCUCUCCUCCUUUCUCUGUGGCCGUCUCUCUUGCUCUUUUCUCCUCUUUCUCUCUGUCUAUCCCCAUCCCUCUCUUUCCCCAUCCCUCCUUCCUCUCUCUCUCAGCAUGGCCGAACAGACUUUUCAUGGGAAGGAAUCAAUUUGUCCAUGGAGGACACGACCUCAAUCCUCCCUCGGCUGAAGAAGCGGAACUCCAACGCCUAUGGAAUCGGCGCUCUGGCUAAGUCCUCUCUGACAGGUGUGUCAGGAGUGUCUCGCUCCAUGAAGGACAAGGUGACAAAGCCGACAGCGAUGGCCCAGGGGCGCGUGGCUCACAUGAUCGAGUGGCAGAACUGGGGCAUGCAGACGGUGGGGGCGGGGGGCGUAGUAGGGGCACGCGCCUCCAGUCUGCACCUCCAACAAGAGCGCAAGCUGGAGAAUGACGCAUACAGCGACCUCAGUGACGGAGAGAAGGAGGCUCGCUUUGCUGCAGGUGUGCUUCAGCAGUUUGCCAUCUCUGAGGCGACGCUGAUGGCCUGGAGCUCUAUGGAUGGGGAGAGCACGAGCGUGGGAUCUAAUCAGGGGAGCGUAGCCCACCUGAGCGAGGCCAACCAGGAAAGCAUCACCAGCCGAGACCAGAUUGUGCACCAUUCUUCUGCAGAGGUUUGGCCCCACAGCUACGUCUCCCAGGGUCUUUACUGCCUUUCUUCCUCUGAUGCUUGGGAGCCAAUUAGUAAUGAACAGUCAGGUGUGGCCUCUCCUGCCACUGGUUCAUAUGUCAUGGCAGUCGGGACUGAGGGUGGAUAUGACCCAAGUACAGCAGCUCACUUCCUGUCCCAACAGCAGCAGUAUCAGAACCAGUUACAUCAGUUCCAGCACCUGCAGCAGAUGCAACAAUACCACCAGCAGCAGCAGCUCCUGCAGUAUCAACAACAGACACAGAUGUUGGAUCAAAGACUACACAGUGCCACUCAUUCUUUACAAGCUACUCCCAACAGCACCAUCCACAGCCUGCCCUCCCGUACUCACCCCCCGUUAGUGGAUCUGUGGGGGACAGUGGGGACAGAGACCUAUCAGGCAGACAUGAUGGGCUACAUGAGCAUGCCUGUAACAGUAGAUGGAAAUCUAACAGUCCCCACAGAGGAGGUGACGACAGAUCACUCACCUUUACUGGAAGCCCAGGAGGAAGAGAUCAAAGAGGAAGAUAUAACGUUAUGCAUGGAGCCAGAACCAGUGACUUUAAUUCCAUCUCCAAUGACGCAGAGAGAGGAAGUGACCUCAAUGGGAGGAAGCAGUCCAGGUCAAACCCCUGGAGAUUUUAUCACAGAGCGAAAGGCGUCUGAUGUCUCACCGUCUGUAAUUGAAGAGCUUGAAGAAAAGGAGGAGGAGUCCGAAUCCUUGCCUGUAGACAUCAGAGCAACCAACUAAGUGGCCGGCGAGAGACUUGAGCUGGUUUUGACAGACAUUUCAAUCAGCAUAAUCAAACAAUAUCAACUCCUAUUUCAGGAAUCAAACACUAUUGUGAAAUUCAAGUGACUGCUCGAACCCAAAAUGGAAAA
Messenger RNA from Rhinichthys klamathensis goyatoka, 1740 nucleotides. It is a transcript of the gene fam131bb, whose product is annotated as family with sequence similarity 131 member Bb. The coding region runs from base 176 to 1609 and encodes 477 amino acids. The transcript has 7 exons. The record is from RefSeq and is a predicted model, not a curated record. Lineage: Eukaryota; Metazoa; Chordata; Actinopteri; Cypriniformes; Leuciscidae.